Molecule: messenger RNA, 2739 nt
Organism: Caenorhabditis bovis
Lineage: Eukaryota; Metazoa; Nematoda; Chromadorea; Rhabditida; Rhabditidae
Source: the annotation of a GenBank genome assembly
AUGGCUGCCGGCAGUUCAUGGAUUGUUCUUGCAUUUUUGCUUCCUGCUGUAAUCCACUCAGUGAAGAGAGAGGAUUUCAAAACAUGCGAGCAGUCUUCAUUUUGCAAGAGACAUAGAGCAAUAACGGAGCCUACUAGAUACGAAGUGAUUGCAAAUAGUGUAUCGCAUGAAGGCGCAACCUGGACAGCUGUGAUUCAGAAUCCUGACAACAAGUUACGACUAAAAGUGACUGGUGUUAAGGACGGGACUAUUCGAGUGCAAAUUGACGAAACUGAAGCGGCUAUAAGAAAGAGAUUCGUCGCGGAAGGCGCUCUAUCUGGACCACCGGAACAAUUGCCAUUCGCAAAAGUCGAAAAUAGUCAAUCGCAGGCAAUUUUGACCAGCGGCGACGGGCGGUCGAAAGCUAUAAUUGUGUUUAAACCAUUUUCGGUGAAUAUUUACAACCAAUUCGACGAAUUGGUUGCUCAAUUGAACCGCGAUGGAAAAUUGAAGGUGGAAGAAUUCCGCACAAAAGAAGAAGGAAAAGAAUAUCCGGAGGGUUUCUGGGAGGAAUCGUUCAAAUCUUUCCGAGAUUCGAAACCUUUUGGAUCGAGCAGUGUGGGAGUUGAUAUUUCAUUUGUUUCAUUCAAAAACGCGUACGGUCUUCCUGAACAUGCUGAUUCAUUGGCGCUUCGCAAUACAGUUGGAAACAGUGAUCCGUACAGAUUGUUCAAUUUGGAUGUUUUCGAAUAUGAACUCAAUAAUCCAAUGGCUUUGUACGUCUCUGUUCCAUACAUAUUCGCUCAUCGAGCCAAUAGAUCUGUUGGAGCUUUAUGGUUGAAUGCUGCUGAAACUUGGGUAGAUACUCAAUCAUCAGUGACGUCAAAGGGGGUUCUAGGAAAUUUGUAUGACACGGUGACUGGUAAAGAUACAAAUGAUGUUCCACAUUUUGAUGCACAUUUUAUGUCUGAAAGUGGCCUGGUUGAUGUUUUCUUCUUUGUCGGUCCAACUGUCAGAGAUGUCCAACGUCAAAACUCAAAAUUGACGGGCGUCACCCCUCUUCCCCCACUCUUUGCUAUCGCCUAUCAUCAAUGUCGUUGGAAUUACAACGAUGAGCAAGAUGUCGCCAAAGUAAAUCAAGGAUUUGAUGAUUGGAAAAUGCCAAUGGAUGUUAUCUGGCUUGACAUUGAGCACACUGAUGGAAAAAGAUAUUUCACUUGGGACAAACAUAAGUUUGCGCAUGCAAAGGAGAUGAUUGAAGGUCUUGCUGCCAAGGGUAGAAAACUUGUCACUAUCGUCGAUCCUCAUAUCAAGAAGGAUGAUGGAUACUUCGUAUAUAAGGAUGCCAAAGAUUUGGGAUUGUUCGUUAAGAAGUCUGAUGGUACUACCGAUUAUGAAGGACACUGCUGGCCCGGUGCCAGUGAAUAUCUUGACUUUUGGCAUCCACAGACCCGAGCGUAUUGGAAGGAGCAGUUCGCAUUUGAUAGAUAUGUUGGUUCGACACCCGAAUUAUUUAUAUGGAAUGAUAUGAAUGAACCAUCGGUCUUCAGUGGUCCGGAAAUCUCAAUGGAUCGUGAUGCAAUUCAUUAUGGAGGAAUUGAACAUCGUGAAGUUCAUAACAUGUAUGGAAUGAUGUAUCACUCGGCCACGUUCGACGGGCUUUUGGCAAGAACUAAUGGACAAGACAGGCCAUUCAUACUUUCGAGAUCUGGAUUCAUUGGAACGCAGAGAACUGCUGCAAUUUGGACUGGCGACAAUACUGCUGAUUGGGGGCAUUUGGAGAUUUCUGUUCCAAUGCUUUUGUCAUUGAGCAUUGCCGGAAUUCCGUUUGUCGGCGCUGACGUUGGCGGAUUCUUUGGAAAUCCUGAUGAGCAAUUGCUUACACGUUGGUAUCAGGCGGCCGCAUUCCAGCCAUUCUUCCGUGCUCAUGCUCACAUCGACACCAAACGAAGAGAACCGUGGUUGUUCAGCGAACCUACCCGAAAUUCAAUUCGUGAAUCACUACGUGCUCGUUAUGCUCUUUUGCCAUAUUGGUACACACUUUUCCAAGAGCACACUCAAAAUGGAAUGCCACCAAUGAGACCUUUGUUCUAUGAAUUCGAAAAUGACGAAUCUGUCCUAGAAGAGCAGAAACAGUGGAUGGUUGGAAGCGAUUUGUUGGUUCGGCCAGUUUUGGAAAAAGAUACAUACAAUGUUAAAGUGGAACUUCCAAAAGGAGAUAAAAAGGUUUGGAAUGUUAGAUGGUACGAAUGGGUUUCUGGAAUUGAACACUUUGAAGCUUCUGCAUAUGUUGACGCCCCAAUCGAUUUUGUUCCAGUUUUCCAACGCGGAGGUUCCAUUAUUCCAACGUGGCAACGAAUUCGCAGAUCGGCUUAUCUCAUGAAAGAUGAUCCCCUGACGUUGUUCGUCGCUCUUGAUUCUGACGGAAAUGCUAAAGGAGAAGUUUACCUUGAUGAUGGUAAAACUCACAGCUACAGAAAUGAUGAAUUUGUGAGGGCAAACUUCACAUUCGUGACAACGUCACCUACUACGGCUAGUAUUGUCGGUGAACAUGUUGAUGGAAAGUAUGCUGCGAAGAAUUGGAUCGAAAGAAUAGUUGUGCGAGGAAUUGAGAGCUCACCUAAAUCUGUUGAGAUCACUCGCAUUUCGGAUCCAUUUGAACCACUCGAGUACUCUUAUAAUCGAGAUAAUAAAGUUUUGAUUAUCCGAAAGCCUGAAGUUCUCAUCACGAACAGCUACCGUAUCCACCUAAAGUUCUAA